Messenger RNA from Podospora bellae-mahoneyi, 3731 nucleotides. RefSeq lists its product as uncharacterized. The transcript has 2 exons. Gene Ontology annotation, biological process: intracellular protein transport; endocytosis. The coding region runs from base 59 to 1747 and encodes 562 amino acids. Lineage: Eukaryota; Fungi; Ascomycota; Sordariomycetes; Sordariales; Podosporaceae. Gene Ontology annotation, cellular component: cytoplasmic vesicle; clathrin adaptor complex. The record is from RefSeq and is a predicted model, not a curated record.
CAAACAGCUUCCCCCCAACUGAACCACAUUCAACCACACACUAACCAAGCUGCCCACCAUGAACGGGGUCAUCGAGGCGCUUCACAUCUACGACGAGCACAACAGCCCAAUCCUCUCCCACACCUACACAUCCCGUCCCCUCUCCCCCUCCUACCUCCUCCCCUUCUACCUCUCCCAUCCCACCCCACGACCGAACCUGAUCUACCUCCCCCAGACCAACCCUCCAACCCUGGUCUUCUCCCUCGCCCACGCCAAUCUCUUAUUCCUUAUCACCACCUCCUCCGAAGUCGAACCCCUCCUCGUCCUCGAGUUCCUGCACCGCAUCGUCGACUCCUUUGAAGAAUUCCUCGGCGCGCCACUCCUGGCUCACAAAAUUGAAAACAACUACGAUGUCGUCGCCCAGCUCCUCACAGAAAUGUGCGAUGCCGGAACGGUCAACACCACCGAACCAAACGCACUAAGGGACAUGGUCGAAGUGGAAGGAUGGGUGGACAAGCUACUGGGGGGGUUGAACCUAUCUGCGGGGAAGAACUUUGCCGGGGGUUUGGGGGGAGGUAUGGGAAGCAGCGCUGCGUCGUCGUCAUCGCUCAUAUCACAAAACACCCCCGCGCUGCCGUGGAGGAGGGCAAAUGUCCGGCACACUUCCAAUGAGCUCUACGCCGAUGUGGUGGAGACGCUGUCGGUCACGCUCGCGCCGUCGGGGAGACCGCUGGCGGCGUUUGCCAACGGUACGAUAGCGUUCACGACCAAGGUUUCGGGCGUGCCGGAUAUUGUGGUUACGCUGAGCGGGCCGUCGGGGAAGCAUAACCUGAAGGGGAUCGUUGAUUUGCCUGUUUUUCACCCGUGUGUCAGACUGGCAAAGUGGAGGGAACAACCUGGCGUGUUGAGCUUUGUCCCGCCAGAUGGGAGGUUUACGUUGGCGGGGUAUGAGGUUGAUUUGCUUCCUUUUGACGUGGACGGGAAGCCGCCUACGGGGAAUGUGAAACUGCCAGUUAGUCUGGAGAUGAAGACGGGGUUGGGGCUGACGGGUUCGGAUUUUGAGGUGAGGGUGCAGUUGAAUAAGGUUUUUGGGAGCAGUGGGAGCGUGCAAGGAGGGGGGAUGGGUGCGAGAACCGGGCUGCAGGGGAGAGGGUCAGGGGGUGGCAGUGGGCCGGGAGGAGGGUUUGGGAUUCCGAAUGCCGGGACUCCGGCGUCCCCUUCGCUGCAUGAUUUGGUGAUUAUCGUGCCGUUGCCGGCGGAUGUGAGGAAUGUACCGGAGAUUAGGCCGAGUAAAGGGGAUGCGACGUAUAACCCUGGGGAGAGGGUGCUGGAGUGGACGAUUAGCAACAAGGAGCUGGCGCAGGGCAUGUCUGCUUUUGUGUUGAGGUGUACGGUUGUGGGACAGCAGGUGACGGAGGAGGGGGAGGAGGGUGAUCCGACUGGGUUUGGGUUUGGUGGUGGUGGUGGGGGCUAUAACUACGACGAGCCGUAUCAAGACAUUGCGGUCACGAGUACUACAAAGGAGAAAGGGGUGGAUAAGGCUUGGGAAGCGGAACGGGACGAGAAAAGACAGGCGCAUAAUAAGAUUUUGAUGCCGAGCUCGGCUUUGGUUAGUUUUGCUGUCAAAGGGUGGCUGCCGAGCGGUAUCAAGGUUGAGAGCAUCAUUAUUGACCCGAGGAAGAGUAGAGGGAUGGUGGAGCACAUGAAACCUUACAAGGGAGUCAAGUAUUUGACCGUGAGCAAGGGGGGCGUUGAGAUUAGGUGUUGAUGAUGGCAUACCUUCACAAACGCAUGGUAUAGAUGCAUCACUAAUAGACAUAUCGGGGGGUCAAAGGAUUUCCAUGCCAGGACUGUUUGUUUUCUAUGGGUUGAGGCUCUUACAGUGGUGUGUCUACACUGUAAGGGCCUUGUAGCACUGUGUGGUUGGAUCCGAUAUCCCGAUGGGGAUACAAGAUGCAAGGUCUACUAUGUACACUGCAGCUGCGUCAACGUAGCAUUCUAUCUCCAGAUUGCCUAACACUUUAUACUCAGGCUCGCGGUUGGUCAACUUACGAAGAGUGAGCCAGGCACCAACGAGCCAUCCGUUAUUCAGCACUCUGUAGAUUUGGCCUCAGAACUCAAGUAUGAAGUUUGAUAUAUACUAUUCACUCAUACAUCAUGGUUGUCUCUUCAGAACCUUCAGUCGCUCGACGUAUCGUACCGUCACCACAGCAUUCUAUCUUCGUCACCGACCCCCAGGAGAAACAAAAUACACCACAAGCAAACUCCCAAAGUCCGACACCCUCCUCCCAUAACCCGAUCCAAUAUCAACUCACCUAAAUAAUGAUCACUCCCCUCGGGCCCAAACCGAUAAAGAGCAUCAUCCGCCGGCCUCACCUCGCCAUCACCGCGCCUCUUUCCCCCCACGCAGAGGUAGAGUUCCCCGCCAAUUCGCGCCCAAAUGUUCUUAUACAUUGACCUCAUAUAGUAUUCUCAAAAAUAACAAGAUCCCCCGGUCCCAAUCUCACUCUGCCGCUCGGGUGUGCCGUGCCGGUGCGGCACGGUCGACGGCAACGACAGACGGACUUGCGUACCUGUGACUUGCGUUAGCUCCGCCAGAGUUGAGGCGGCCUUGUUUCUCGUCGAGGGUUCUUUAGCAGGAUAUUACUGCCAUGUUAAACUAAUGCUGGUAGAAAGCUGAAAGCUGAGACAUGGUAAUGGGGGCCGGGUAUUUCAGCCGGCCCCCAAGUUGCAAUGAAUUCAAGAGGUUUGCUUGAAUAAGGGGUGCUGUGUGUUUCCUAGGUAGGUGGAUCGAAAAAACUUGGUUUCUUUCUGACAAUGGAGCUUGUCUGUGGGCGUCGUUUUGCAAUAGGACCGGUAAUAACGACAUCCAUUCUCGAACAACAUUGACUGUGUUUGCUAUGACAUUAUAGAGCCUGUCCAACACCGAAAUAAUAAAGUGAAUCACACCCCCCCCCGCGACGGCCAUCUAGUCCCGUCAUAUUAUCCCACGUGUUGUUUGGUUUGGCCUCUUGGCCCGGCCACUAUUGACCACCGCCAACUCCCAUUGCCUUACUAUCAGUUUCCCCCCCCCCAACUCAAAAGCCGACCGCUUCUCUACCAUUAAACGCAAAAAAAAAAAAAAAAAGACCAAGAGCGAAGCGUUACACCGCAACCCCAGAGCCCUCCCUCCCGUCCGCGCUGAACCGAGCACAUCCGGCGGCCAGCCCAUAUUAUGCUGGUCGCUUGUCUUGCACCCCCAUCCUCCAUUACCAGCAACUGUUGUUGCACAGCGUCAAGAUUCCGGGUUCCCACCAACAGACCUCAUCAUGACGGCGGCGGCGGCGGUGGUGGUCCCGGAUCUCGGCCUGAUGGUUCCAGGUUACACGCACAACAGAACCUGCAAGGUUGGACGCAUAGAUAACUUAUCACACCCCCCGAAACAGAGCUGACUAUCUUCGAGAUAAGGUAGGUAAAAGCACACAACCGGAACAGUUUACUGGUGAAUUUACAGACGAAGCGGGGGAGGUGACGAGGCAAGCGCAGUCACUGUUGCUGGCCGCGGGGGCUACGCCGCUUGGUGGCAUUUGGCUGCUCUUGUCUUCUUUGGAGGUGGGACCUAGACGAGGGAAUGGAAUGGUGAUGCGGCAUGCAUAGAAAGGCAAGAGGUGAGAGGGUGUUUUAGGUCCGUAGGUCGAGGGAAGAAUGAGCUGAAAAUAUUCAGUGGAUUUGCUGCGAGGGCAAGGCAGGUUUCUUUUUUUUUUUACCUACUU